AUGCCAUACGCGCAGACUCCAUCUGCUCUUGCCGUUGCCGCUACCUCAUCUACUCCUGCUGCGGCGCCUACGCCGACCCCUUCUUCUUCGUCUUCUCAUCUCCCUUUCCCUGCGGAGUCGAGUCUUGCCCGCUAUUCACUGGUUCCGUGGUCGCCCAUCCCUAGUGUCCGUCCUACGUUGACCACCUUCCCGGAUCCCCGUCGUCCGCUGGUCGAUUUUCACGCAAACUCGUGGUCAGGCGUCUUCUUAUCGGCCGCUGGCAGCGUCAACCAUCGAAGCCCCAUCCGAUCGCUUUCUUCCCUCGUGCGCUCCGCUCGCACUCCUCCAGCCGCCUACAAUACAGCUUUGUCUCGGAAAAUGGAUAUGAAUGGAGAAACGGGCCCAAAACGUAAGCGCAGUGCCAUCGCGGCACCCGCCGAGCGUCCAUCGAAACACCUGAAGCCCGAAAGCUCGACAUUAACCCCCGGAGACUCGACCCCCGCCAACGGCACCGUCUAUGACAUCGAGGACGAGGAGGAUGCCAGUCGGGUACUGACCAUUGGACCUGCUCAGGCGGAUUCGCCAGAGUGGCAAGCUACCAUUGAGGAGGUAGUGAAAAGUGUGGUCUCGAUUCACUUCUGCCAAACAUGUGCCUUUGACACGGAACUGUCGAUGAGUAGUCAGGCUACGGGCUUCGUGGUCGAUGCCGAGAAGGGUUAUAUCUUGACAAAUCGCCAUGUGGUCUGUCCCGGUCCUUUCUGGGGGUAUUGUAUCUUUGAUAACCAUGAGGAAUGCGAUGUUCGUCCCAUAUAUCGGGAUCCAGUACACGACUUUGGUAUUCUCAAAUUCGACCCCAAGGCGAUUCGAUAUAUGAAGUUAACGGAGCUGAAGCUCCAGCCGGCUGGGGCUCGUGUGGGUUGUGAGAUCCGUGUGGUGGGUAACGACGCCGGCGAAAAAUUGAGUAUUUUGUCCGGCGUCAUUAGUCGGCUUGACCGAAACGCGCCCGAAUACGGGGAUGGCUACAGCGACUUUAAUACCAACUACAUUCAGGCCGCUGCAGCCGCCAGUGGCGGCAGCUCGGGCAGUCCUGUUGUGAACAUCGACGGUAACGCCAUUGCUUUGCAGGCUGGUGGUCGUGCAGAUGGGGCUGCAACUGACUACUUCCUACCGUUGGAUCGCCCGCUGCGUGCGCUAGAAUGCAUCCGUCGCGGUGAGCCCGUCACGCGAGGCACCAUUCAGACCCAGUGGAUGCUCAAGCCUUUCGACGAGUGUCGUCGUCUGGGCUUGACUCCCGAAUGGGAGGCCACUGUUCGCAAGACGGCCCCCGCGGAGACGAGCAUGCUAGUGGCUGAGAUCAUUCUGCCCGAAGGUCCUGCCGAUGGGAAGCUCGAGGAGGGCGAUGUCCUCCUGCAGGUGAACGGGAAGCUGCUCACCCAGUUCAUCCGGUUGGAUGACAUCCUGGACUCGAACGUUGGGCAGUCGGUGCGUUUGCUGGUGCAAAGAGGCGGUCAAAAUGUAGAACUGGAGUGCCAGGUGGGCGACCUGCACGCUAUUACGCCCGACCGCUUUGUCACGGUGGCCGGAGGCACCUUUCAUAAUCUGUCCUAUCAGCAAUCGCGGCUGUAUGCUAUUGCCACUCGUGGUGUCUACGUCUGUGAGGCCGCCGGUUCCUUCAAGCUGGAAAACACUCUAUCGGGGUGGCUCAUUGAUUCGGUGGACAAGCGCCCGACUCGCGAUCUGGAUGAGUUUGUCGAGGUGAUGAAAACCAUUCCCGAUCGCUCCCGCGUGGUCAUCUCGUACCGCCAUAUCCGAGACCUACACACGAAGGGGACCAGCAUUGUGUACGUCGACCGACACUGGCAUCCAAAGAUGCGGCUGGCGGUCCGCAAUGACGAGACCGGGCUUUGGGAUUUCUCCGAUCUGGCCGAUCCCAUCCCCGCUAUCCCUGCAGUACCACGGAAAGCCGACUUCAUCCAGCUCGACAGCGUGACCCAACCCGCCGCCGCAGAGAUCGUGCGCAGCUUUGUGCGGGUGUCAUGCACGAUGCCCUUGAAGCUGGACGGCUACCCGCAGGCCAAAAAGACAGGAUUCGGGCUGGUAAUCGAUGCCGGCAAGGGACUGGUGGUGGUGUCGCGAGCCAUCGUUCCAUACGAUCUCUGUGACAUCAACAUCACUGUGGCUGACUCGAUUAUCGUCAAUGCCAAGGUGGUCUUCCUGCACCCGCUGCAGAACUACACCAUCCUCCAGUACGAUCCCAACCUGGUGCAGGCGCCCGUUCAGAGCGCCCGGCUUAGCAAGGAAUGCAUCAAGCAGGGCCAGGACACCAUCUUCGUGGGGUUCAACCAGAAUUUCCGCAUUGUGGUGGCCAAGACCGCUGUCACCGACAUUACCACCGUCUCGAUUCCGGCCAAUGCCUCUGCGCCGCGCUAUCGGGCUAUUAACCUGGACGCCAUCACGGUUGACACGGGUCUCAGUGGGCAGUGCUCCAACGGGGUUCUGAUUGGUGAAGACGGGGUUGUCCAAGCCUUGUGGCUGAACUAUCUCGGGGAGCGCACGCCGUCGUCGCACAAGGAUGUGGAAUAUCAUCUGGGAUUUGCGACACCUUCGUUGCUGCCUGUGACGUCACAGAUACAAGAGGGAGUGAUGCCCAAGUUGCGCAUUCUAAACAUGGAAAGCUACGUGGUGCAAAUGAGCCAGGCCCGCAUCAUGGGUGUCUCGGAGGAAUGGAUCCAGAAAGUGACACAGGCCAAUCCGUCGCGGCAUCAGCUCUUUAUGGUCCGCAAGGUCGACUGUCCUCCGGCCGGCUUGACAUAUUCUUCGACCGAAUCCUUCCAGGAGGGAGAUGUGAUCCUCACCUUGGAUGGGCAGCUGAUCACGCGGGUGUCCGAGCUGGACAUUAUGUACGACAAGGAAUUUCUGGAGGCCCUGAUUGUGCGGAACGGACAGGAGAUGCGGAUCCAGGUGCCAACUGUGCCCACUGAGGAUCUGGAGACGGAUCGAGCCGUGGUCUUCUGUGGUGCCGUUCUGCAGAAGCCGCAUCACGCGGUCCGUCAGCAGAUUUCCAAGUUGCACAGUGAGGUUUAUGUGAGCGCGCGGAGCCGGGGUUCUCCCUCGUACCAAUACGGCCUCUCCCCAACGAACUUUAUCACCGCCGUGAAUGGUGUCCCGACUCCGAAUUUGGAUCGCUUUGUAAAGGAGGUCCAGAAGAUUCCAGACAAUACGUACUUCCGGUUGCGCGCCGUGACAUUUGACAACGUUCCGUGGGUAGUGACCAUGAAGAAGAAUGACCAUUACUUCCCCAUGUCCCAGUACAUCAAGGACCCGUCGCAUCCAGCCGGCUGGCGAACCGUGUCUCACGACAAGGACAAAUAUAAAGACGGUAUUGAACCGGAUGUGGCGAAUCUGAACCCCGACGCGAUGGACGAGGAAUUUGAAGAGGUGAGCGAUGUAGAACCAGACAAGGAGUAA
Aspergillus tanneri is the source of this 3447-nucleotide messenger RNA. Its product is annotated as putative nuclear serine protease HtrA2/Nma111. Gene Ontology annotation, molecular function: protein binding; serine-type endopeptidase activity. The record is from RefSeq and is a predicted model, not a curated record. The transcript has 5 exons. Lineage: Eukaryota; Fungi; Ascomycota; Eurotiomycetes; Eurotiales; Aspergillaceae. Bases 1 to 3447 code for a protein of 1148 amino acids. Gene Ontology annotation, biological process: proteolysis.